GGGUGCGCGUGCGCCCUGGGCCCGGGCCCCCGAGUAGCCAGAAUCCUGGAGGCCCCCGCUUCCAGGAGUCAUGUCCCUGCACCCCGGUCCCCGGGAGACAUAAUCCCUGCGCCCCGGCCGGGCCCCUAGGAACCGCGUCCACAAGUCCCGCGGGCCGGCGUGGCAGGCGCCGGGCUCACUCCGGGAGGGGGCGGGCGCCGCGAGCCCCUUCCCGCAGGGGCGCCUGUGCCGCUGUCCGGCGGCCGAGGAGCCCGGGGGCCGCGGGGGACAGGAGCGCAGCGGACAGAGAGGCCUGGGCGCCGCCGGUCCGUGUUGCUGUUUACGCUGCGGGCGCGCAGUGCCCCCUGCCCGCCCUCCCGCUGCUCCCCCGCCCGCUCCAACAUGCCCUCAGUGCGCCUGCCGCCGCGCCCCGGGCGCUAGACCGCGCGGCCGCCAUGGGGAAUGGGAUGAACAAGAUCCUGCCUGGCCUGUAUAUCGGCAGCUUCAAAGAUGCCAGAGAUGCAGAGCAGUUGAGCAAGAACCAGGUGACACACAUUCUGUCUGUGCACGACAGCGCCAGGCCAGCACUGGAGGGGGUUAAAUACCUGUGCAUUCCAGCAGCGGAUUCACCAUCUCAAAACCUGACAAGACAUUUCAAAGAAAGUAUUCAAUUCAUCCACGAGUGCCGCCUGCGAGGUGAGGGCUGCCUUGUUCACUGCCUGGCCGGCGUCUCCAGGAGUGUGACUCUGGUGGUCGCAUACAUCAUGACGGUCACCGACUUCGGCUGGGAAGAUGCCCUGCGCACUGUGCGUGCGGGGAGGUCCUGUGCAAACCCCAACCUGGGCUUCCAGAGGCAGCUGCAGGAGUUUGAGGAACACCAGGUCUGUCAGUUCCGCCAGUGGCUGAAGGAGGAGUACGGAGAGAGCCCUUUGCGGGAUGCAGAAGAAGCCAGAGGCAUUCUGGGUAAAUACAAAGAGCAGGGGCGCGCGGAGCCCCCGCCUGGCGCCAGGCGCUGGGGUGGCCUCCCGGCCUCACCUCCUCUGGCCUACGGCAGCUGCACCACGGAGACCUAGCUGAGCCCUUGGCGCCCCUGCCCGCGGACAGGAAGGGGUGUCCCGGUGGAUCCAGGCCCCCCCCGAGACCCCAGCAGCCCCACUCCCAGCUUCUGCGCCGCAGGCUGGGGAGUGUGCACGCGCGCGCUCGUGUGUGUGUGUGUGUGUGUGUGUGUGUGUGUGUGUGUGUGUGUGAGUGUGAGUGCUGGAUGUGCGCGCUGCGGGAGCUGCCGUGAAAGCCACACCGCCGGCGUCGGCCUCACUGCCUUUCCCCGUGCGAGGUCUGCUGGAAGGCACUUGGAGGUGGCCGUGGAGGGCCCCCUGCUGCAGCCGGCCCUGCCCAGGCCAGCCCUGCCUUUCCGCGCCCUACUCGGUGGUGCCUGCCUGAACCGCCUGCCCUUGGGUCGUGUGGGGAGCACCCUAGACGCCCGCCCUCGGCCCCCGUCCAGCUUCCCCUCCUCCCAGCCCCCCGCUGCUCUCACCCUGGGGGCCUCGUCACAAGGCUUGCAUGCACCUUUGGGAUUUGGGAAGAAAGAGCAUCGUUAGGCACUGUCACGGUUUGCGCUUAAAAAUACAUUUAAAAUGCCUGAGCACUUA
This is a messenger RNA of Lagenorhynchus albirostris (white-beaked dolphin), 1628 nucleotides long. RefSeq names its product dual specificity phosphatase 22 (gene DUSP22). Gene Ontology annotation, biological process: protein dephosphorylation; transforming growth factor beta receptor signaling pathway; regulation of cell population proliferation. The coding region runs from base 435 to 1052 and encodes 205 amino acids. Gene Ontology annotation, molecular function: protein tyrosine/serine/threonine phosphatase activity. Lineage: Eukaryota; Metazoa; Chordata; Mammalia; Artiodactyla; Delphinidae. Gene Ontology annotation, cellular component: cytosol. The record is from RefSeq and is a predicted model, not a curated record. The transcript has 7 exons.